This is a messenger RNA of Colletotrichum lupini, 291 nucleotides long. RefSeq lists its product as uncharacterized. The transcript has a single exon. The annotation marks the transcript as partial. The record is from RefSeq and is a predicted model, not a curated record. NCBI's taxonomy places the organism in Eukaryota, Fungi, Ascomycota, Sordariomycetes, Glomerellales, Glomerellaceae.
AGCUCGCAAGAGAAUCAUUCUCCUCUCCGGCUUGGUGCGAUUGCAGAUACGGACGCAAACGACGAUCAAAAGCAUAUCAGGGGCGGACUUGCUCUCCUGAAUCACGGCAUCCUCGAGACUGUCGACUUACCUCUUAUCUUCGAAGUGGCCUGGAGGGGACUCACCCUGGAAGAAUUCCCCUCCUUGAGGCUCAUCUUGAACACCAAUCCAUCAGGCUGUGGUUACACAAGUGAACAGACUUCACUAUUGACCAAGCGUAGGGAACGUUCGAGGAACUCCAGCCUUGCAUAA